AUACGUCGCGAAACAAUCAUAUUUGAGUCAGUUGAUAAUCGUCCGUGACACCGACCAGUCGCGCGCCUCUCUCUCGCCCGUCCGUUUGUCCGUGGCUGCCCGUGUGUCGUGCUCGUCGGUGUGUGUUGGUUCUCUCGACUGUCUGUAGCCUCUGCGGCCUGUUCAUGAUCGCGUUUCUAACACAAUGAUCCACCUUUGGAGACGGACGCCCUGCAGGAUCAUCAGCACCUUCCUCAAUACGUAGACGAGAGGAUAGUCUCUUCGUCCUGCAUCUCCUGCACCUCCUUGUUGUGAUAUUAGUGUAUAUAGCUAAGUGCCAUAGUGAUACUGACAAUGAAACUUAUAGUUAUAAUGUUAGUGGCCCUGGAGCUGGUCGCCGGGGACCGCACCAAGCUGCCGCCCACCUGUGAUAGUAUGAUUUACUGCCACGGACCGCUGCUGGACACGGUCCAAAUGGCGGGCCUCUAUAAGGACUCCAAGACCUUCGUGGAUAUGAAACUGAAGCUCUCCGCCAACAUCACCAUGGAGCACUUCCACGAGAUGAUGGCCAGGACGAGUGACCGACCGACCAAAGCCGACAUUCAGGAGUUCGUAGACAAUAACUUUGACCCUGCGGGCUCCGAGUUUGAAGAGUGGAGACCCACGGAUUGGAAGGACAACCCAGCCUUCCUGUCUCGUAUCAAGGACCCUCGCUUCCACCAGUGGGCGUCCGACCUGAACGCUCUGUGGCUUCAGCUCGGCAGGAAGAUGAAGGACGACGUCAAAAACAACGAGCACCUCUACUCCAUUAUAUACGUACACAACCCGGUUAUAGUACCAGGUGGCAGGUUCCGCGAGUUCUACUACUGGGACUCCUACUGGAUUAUCAAGGGUCUGCUUCUAUCGGAGAUGAGGUCCACCGCCAUGGGGAUGAUCUCCAACUUCCUGGAGAUAGUCGACAGGUUCGGAUUCAUACCUAACGGAGGACGGAUCUACUACCUCAUGAGAUCCCAGCCUCCGCUACUGAUCCCGAUGGUGAAGCUGCUGAUGGAUGAUUUUGAGGACCUGGGCUUCCUCCGGUCACACAUACACACGCUGGACAGAGAGUUCGAGUUCUGGAUGAACAACCACACGGUCAGCGUCGACUAUGAUGGGAAAAAGUAUCAGAUGGCUCGAUACAACGACAUGUCUCAAGGUCCGCGACCCGAGAGUUACAAGGAGGACAUAGAUUGUGCCAAACAUCUGGACAGUCGCGAGUUGAAGGAGGAGCUAUACGCAGAGCUGAAAGCGGGCGCGGAGUCAGGGUGGGAUUUCUCCUCCAGAUGGUUCAUACUCAACGGAACCAAUAAAGGUAACUUGACGAACCUGAAGACUCGCUCCAUAGUCCCGGUGGACCUGAACGCCAUCUUGUGUUGGAACGCUGGUCUGUUGUCAGAGUUCCACGCGCGGCUCGGGGACACCUCCCGGGCCGAUUACUACCGGGAGGUCAGGGCUCGCCUGCUGGAGGCCAUCGAGAAGGUGUUGUGGCACGAGGAGGUGGGCGCGUGGCUGGACUUCAGCUUGGAGUCGGGGCGAGCGCGGGACUACUUCUACCCCUCGAACGUGGCGCCGCUCUGGACCGGCGCCUACGAUCGCGGCCGCGAGGAAUACUACGUCAAUAGGGUCAUCAACUACCUCGAUAAAGUCAAGGUGGACAUCUUCGAGGGCGGCAUCCCGGCGACGUUCGAGCACUCCGGGGAGCAGUGGGACUAUCCGAACGCCUGGCCGCCGCUACAGCACAUGGUGGUGGAGGGUCUGGCGGGCACCAGGCACGCCGCCGCCAACAGGCUGGCCGGGGAGAUCGCCGCCAAGUGGGUGCGCUCCAACUACGAGGUCUGGAGACACAAGACCGCCAUGCUGGAGAAGUACGACGCCACGGUGUUCGGUGGGUUCGGCGGCGGCGGCGAGUACGUGGUGCAGACCGGCUUCGGCUGGACCAACGGAGUGGUGAUGGUGCUGCUCAACGAGUACGGAGAUUGGUUAUCGGCAGAGGACGCGUUCGGCGGAGGGGACGAGGAAGGCGGGGCGGGAGGGGAAGGGGGAGCGGGGCUGCACGUCCAGGGGGCGGGGGUGGGGGCGGGAGGGGUCGCCACCGCCCUGCUGGUGGUCAUGGCGUCGCUCGCUGCCGGGACGCUUGGUGUGAUGGUGUACAGGAAGCGUCGUGAUUACACUCCCCUCGUCACCGGCGAGGAUCUGAAGCUCCUCAAGCGCCCCUACACCGAGCUGAGGUCUAUCAACGGAGCCUCGGACACGAGACUGCGGUGAAUAUGAACACACCUCGCCACCGACUACACCUCUGAUACCUCACUGACCAGACACACACCACUCGACAUAUAGAGAUGUCACACAUUACAUCCGCCACAAACGCUGUCGCGUGUCGGCACCGACCGCUGGAAAGGUCACACACACAGUAAGCUGCUCAACAGUGGAUGCUCAUCAGAAGUAUACUAUCAAAGUGAUAAUUUAUAAUUAGAUUAAAUAUAUUAUAACGGCGUCGAGAAACGAAACCGUCUUUGUGAUGAGGAAGGUUCUUCAGAGAAAUCUGUAAUAGUUUAAUUUAGUCGAAUUGACGGAACGAAUGUAAUGUGAGGUGCUUCCAAGAUCACUCUGAGCAGACUGAACUCAAGGAGUCAAAGGGAUUUUAGGUAAAAUUCAUCUGAACUCAUUAUGUUAAUACAACUCAUAUUAUAACAGAGCUUAGACUUUUUGGCAAAUUUCAUGUCUGGAACCGAUUCUCAUUAUAUCGAGUUGGCGGAUUAACGCAAGGUCGGAACUUAAUUUCUAAGUAAACAUUUUAUUGUUGCGUUGUAUUUCAAUGCGGCCUUGGUUAUCACUGAACUGCUACGCAACUUACAUUUACAUUAUCAUGACGAGACGUUUGCCAAAAAAACCAUCGCUGAUUUUACGGUUAAAAAUCACAUGUGUAUUGUCCUUAUAAUUUAUAUAAAGUGUUAGUUAGAGGACACUUCGUCGGUCGCUGGCGACUUUUUCGUUUCGAACCAACAAGAUAUUAAAUAUUCAAUGAGCGGGCGUUCUGUCACCAGAAUUGUGAUAAUCUGUAAUGAUAUGUGCUCAGCUGCGAACAUGGACUAUUGUAUAUGGAUAAGGUCAUGUUUACAACAUGUGAGUGAACAAAGUCAGUAGUCAGACUGUAUGUAUAGUGUAGAUUGGUAUUAACGAAGUAUUAUUAGUCUAGAUGUUAGUGGUAGCCGUAAGUAGACCAUGCCAACUGUUCCUUGUACAUAUUUUUGCUUGCAUUUAUCUAUGAAAGUGUGAUUUUUAACCGUCUUCUCAACUUCGUCGAUUCCUUUGUAGUGAUCGUUGUUUUAGUUAAUUUUAUUAUUUAUUUAUAUAUUUUUAUUGUCCUCCUGACGUAUCUGUGUAAUAAAUUUAUUAUCUAAUAAAAUAUUGAAUUGUG
Messenger RNA from Danaus plexippus (monarch butterfly), 3436 nucleotides. RefSeq names its product trehalase (gene Treh-2). Gene Ontology annotation, molecular function: alpha,alpha-trehalase activity. The coding region runs from base 334 to 2283 and encodes 649 amino acids. Gene Ontology annotation, biological process: trehalose catabolic process. The record is from RefSeq and is a predicted model, not a curated record. Lineage: Eukaryota; Metazoa; Arthropoda; Insecta; Lepidoptera; Nymphalidae. The transcript is spliced from 15 exons.